Messenger RNA from Suillus discolor, 717 nucleotides. RefSeq lists its product as uncharacterized. The record is from RefSeq and is a predicted model, not a curated record. The coding region runs from base 1 to 717 and encodes 238 amino acids. The transcript is spliced from 7 exons. Lineage: Eukaryota; Fungi; Basidiomycota; Agaricomycetes; Boletales; Suillaceae.
AUGCUCAUGAACGCCAUCCUUCGCUGCUGCUUUCCUUGUCAAUGUUUUUUUUUUUGGGUUCGGACCCCAAAAAAACCAAACUGGACCAUAGAGAAUGGUUCUCUAUGGUCCAGUUCUGGGUUCAGGCAUUUUGUAGAACCAAACCAAUGGUCUGGUUCUUGGUUCUCAUCUAGGACCCUCCAAACCAGACCGAACUGGACCAUGGCAGCACUACUGACAAUACCUCAUGAAUUCAAGCCAUUCUUACGUGAGGGUGACUGUGCUAUCACAGCUACUGAUGCAUAUUCUCUCGCCUACAAUGGUCAACUUGUUUUCACUUCACCCAACAUGAGUUUCAUUCCAAAACUAUACAACAAUCCUUCCAAUAUCAUGCAAGCAAGGGUGUGGGAUUACAUUGCGAGUAGAGUAUUUUUCACUGUCCUUUACAUCUUGUAUACUACUUGUAUCUAUACUAUAACUUCGCUAAUAGAAAGUAACUGGUCCACUCUGCUAUUCGACCCUAAAGGGUUUCUGGACCAGGCUCAAGGCUCAGAGGAGAGGAAAUGUCAUGAAAAACUACUGAGGACUCAGACUCAUACUGGUACUGGUGAAAAGGUAACUUUUUUAUGUAAGAACUGUCUCUGCAAGCCUAGCCAGGAAUCAGUUCCUACACCGCAUAAUGAACAUAAGUAUUUUGCAUUUGACCCUAAAGGGGAAGCUAGUGCAGCAAAGGUCUAG